Messenger RNA from Ascochyta rabiei, 660 nucleotides. RefSeq lists its product as uncharacterized. NCBI's taxonomy places the organism in Eukaryota, Fungi, Ascomycota, Dothideomycetes, Pleosporales, Didymellaceae. The coding region runs from base 1 to 660 and encodes 219 amino acids. Gene Ontology annotation, molecular function: acyltransferase activity, transferring groups other than amino-acyl groups. The transcript is spliced from 3 exons. The record is from RefSeq and is a predicted model, not a curated record.
AUGGUGGUCGUCGAUCCGCGAACCGUUGCGAAAACUGAAAGGCUGCUCUUGCGGCCUCUGAAGCUUGAAGAUGCUGAAGAUGUGGUGCUUAUGCACAAGCAUCCGGAGGUGAUGAAGCAUACGGCUAUACUGCCAAGCGACGACCUCGAGAAGACCAGACAAUGGAUACAAGGCUGCCAUGACAGAGACGACUGCUGGAAUUUCGUAAUCGAGCUUCUACCGUCUAGGAAGGCUAAAUUCGUGAGCGCACAGCCAGCAGCAGACCACGCGGAAACGCACCCUUCGUCCACCAAGCAGUCACGCGAGCAGCCAGAACCACGCGUCAUUGGGCUCAUAGGAGCUGUACGAGCACCUGAAGUUGGCUACAUGCUCAACGCGGAUCAUUGGGGCAAAGGCUACGCGACUGAGGCCAUGAAAGCAUUCAUGCCGCUCUUCUUCGACCACUUCUCGGGUGGAGACAACGAAAAGUACGAGUACGCCGAAGCACAUACAGAUCCAGAGUUGGAAAGCAGUCAGAGAGUUCUUCGGAAGGUUGGAUUUGAGUUGUUUGAGAAGAGAUACCAAGACUUCGAAAAUCCGAUUCUUGGGUGGAGGGAUACCUUGGUUUUCAGGAUGGCUCGACCAGAUAGCCAGAGUUCAGUUACGCCCAAGACCAUCUAG